Pieris rapae (cabbage white) is the source of this 1000-nucleotide messenger RNA. RefSeq names its product histidine-rich glycoprotein-like. The transcript has a single exon. The record is from RefSeq and is a predicted model, not a curated record. NCBI's taxonomy places the organism in Eukaryota, Metazoa, Arthropoda, Insecta, Lepidoptera, Pieridae. Bases 178 to 918 code for a protein of 246 amino acids.
UUCGGACAACGGGUCCCACUGCGCAAUGCAGUCGUAUCUCGCCUCUACGACACAGUUGCAACCUUGGUGUUUUAAAUUACACAAGUACUAACUUAAAGAAUUAGUAACUAUAAAAAUGAAUUGUCAUCGAGAAAAAUUAUCAGUUCUUCAGCACAGCCUAACGGAUACAGUGGCAACAUGAGAAGUAUACUAUGGUGUUGUAUAUUGGUAGGGGCGCUGGCCUAUGUCAGCUGCCGGGAAGUGACUCGGGAGAAGCGGGAUGCUGAUCUUGAAACUGCUGCUUCAGGCCAUGGUGGCAAAUGGGACAAAGGUGGUGGCCACGAACAUCACGCUCAUCAUCACCAUGAUCACGGAGAGAAGGGUCAUAAGGGUUAUAAGGGCCACCAUCAUCACGAGCAUGGUAAAAAAGGACACCACCACCACGAAGGACACAAAGGACAUCAUGACGAACACGGCGGGCAUAAGAAACAUCAUCAUCAUGAUGACGGCCAUCACCAUGAACAUCAUCACGGCGAAAAGGGACACAAAGGACAUGGUCACCAUGAAGAGGGACACUAUCACAAAGGACAUUCCACAAAAGGACAUCACGGAGUACAUAAACACGAUGAAUUCAAAAAGGAAAAGCACUUCCAUGAUCAUCAUCAUGAUGGUGGUCACCAUGAACACCACGGCGGACAUCACGAAGAGCACGGCCAUAAGAAAGGCGGUGAAUUCCAUAAAGGACACAAGCAUGGCGGACAUCACCAUCACGAGCAUGGUAAGAAAGGCCACCAUGAGAAGGGUGGACACCAUCAUGACCACAAGGACCAUCACGAUGAAGGAGGUCAUCAUGAGCAUCAUCAUCAUCAUCAUGAUCAUGGAAAGAAGGGUGGUCAUGAAGACCAUAAGCACUGGGGUUUUAAAAAGGGACACAAAUAAAUGCCAAAAUCCCACCGACGGCAAGUGCCCUAUAUAUAAGUUUACUUAUAAUAUUUUUUCUGUUACUGUUAUUUUUGUUACU